GUUGUUGCUGCUGCCGAUGGCUUUCAUGCUAGACGUAGGCCAACAAACAACAACAAGGCUGCUGGCUGGCGGCAACAAUGGGCUGCUAAUUAUAAAUCUCUCGAUCCCAGAGAAUCACAGAUGCUGAGACAUUCGGAUGUGUGGGCGCCCCAGCAUGCCAAUGUUGUUACGUCGUCAACGUCGUCGAAGCACCCUUCACCGACCCACCACCCACCCUGCCCCAGCCACCCAGCCACAGCCACCCUCGUGUGUUUUUGUUACUAUCGCGAGGGUGUCGCCGGCGCCACUUUUACUGCCAUGUGUAUUGAUUUUCUGAAUCCUUUCAGGUCCUUACACGGCACAGCUCCCUGGUGACUCCUUCAGGUGAGCCGAGCGAGCGAAUUGCAGCCUUGGCUCGGCCAGCUCCCAGCUCGGCCAACAGUGUUUGCAUUCAUUAAAAUCCCGCAGCACGCAACCGACAGCACCCCAAUUAGCCAGAUUUGCUCGCCUCUGUGCCCAGUCGACGUCACCAACGAGCCCAAAAUAAUUUGCAUUGGGGCACUCGAAGCGACGGAGCAAAGUCGCAUUUGCAUUUGAUUUGCGCGCUCCCGAUGACGAUUGGCUUUACUGUUUGUAUACCCCAGAGGCUAGCCAUGCCGUAAGCACUAAGAGGGAACAAUGAGCUCAGUUCGAGUUCGCGAGCAGAUGGCCCAGAUUAGCCGAACAAAGGCCAGCGCGUGAUGUCCACUUAGCACCUCGGAUUGUCAAGUUUCUGGUAAUCAUCAGUGCCAUCAUGCAGCACAGCUCGGCGGGAAGUGAGGAGCGGAUCACCAGCUCGACCAGCAGCCCGCGUUCCGGUCACAAAUCGGCUGGAUCCCUGUUCGGCCUGCUGAGCAAGCGACCCAGCAAGGUGGAACCUCAUCCAGUGACGCCCGAGUCCCCGGCCAGCCAACGCCGCCCGCUUUCCGCAUGCGGCCAGUACGAUGUCAGCUUCGCCAAGUGCAAUCCCGACCCCUCGGCCAACCACGUGAACAACAACAGCAACCACAAAAGCCAAACCUUGCCGCUGGAGAAGUCCCACAGUGGCCUGAUCAGCUUCCACCGGCGCACCAAGCCGCCCUCCUCGAAGGGCAAGGCCCACGCGCACCGCCACAGCACCGAUGCAGGCUCUCAGAGCGACGGAGGCACGGACGUGGUGAUGAGGCGCAAGUCCCCCAAGCACCGCUCUCCCAAUCACAACAGAUUCAGCCACCAGUUCAGUCUGUGCUGCAAGGCUGAGAAGAAGCCCUUGACUCCACCCGUCACCGUGCGUUACAAUUCCAUACCGGACAGCAACAAUGUCCUUCGGCGGGACAAUCUCUCGCUCAGCUGGAGCAUGGUGGACAACAACUCGGUGUCCAUGCACUCCAGCGAAGGAUCUACCCAGCGACCGCGGCCCUCCAGCGAGUGCGCCAGUGCCCCCGAGUCGCCGGUGGCCAGCAAAUCCUUUUUCCCCCAAUGCAGUGGAGCAGCGGCCACUGCCUCGGUGGCCAGGAGCGAGAGCUUGCAACAUCGAUCUCCCAUUCGGCCCAUUGCGGUGUCAGCUUGCCGGUCACGGCUUCGACUGAAGCUCUACCCACCAGGACAGGAGCUGCCUCCCUUGGACGCCGCUGACGAACCGGGAGACAUCAAGAGGGCCACCACGCCCCAGCACAUGUCGUCGCCCAACAUUGCCACCCAGCCGGAUGGAAUGGAUCCGAUGCAGGAACAGCUCGGAGUACGCUACAUGUCCCACGAAAACAUGACCCUGCAGCGCCAAGGCUCGGGCUCUAACCUGGCCAGGCAGACCUUGAUGGCGGCUCACGCCCUGAAUCUUAUACCGGCUGAGAAGGCCCGGGAGCGCAGCUACCUGGACGGGCGACUUGGUUCCUCCUCCCUGCUCGGACCCAGCGAGCUGAGCAGGGUCCUGCCCCAGAAGGAAGUGACCAUUUUCGUAGGAACGUGGAAUAUGAACGGACACCAUCCGCCAAAGCAGAUGAACGACUUUGUGCUGCCGGCGAAUGUGGAACAUGUGCCCGAUAUCGUGGUGGUCGGCACCCAGGAAUCCACGCCAGACCGCUUCGAGUGGGAGGUUACCAUUCAAGAGACUCUAGGACCCUCGCACGUGCUAUUCCACUCCACCACGCUGGGAACCCUUCACCUGGCCGUUUAUAUGCGGCGGGAUCUUAUCUGGUAUUGCUCCGCGCCUGAGGAUGCCUCAAUGUCGGUGCGCACGGGAUCGGCCUUUCGGACCAAGGGAGCGGUGGCCAUAUCGUUUUGUUUGUUCGGGACCUCCAUGCUGUUUGUGACCUCCCACUUGACGGCCCACCAACAGAAGGUGAAGGAGCGGGUCUCGGACGUCAAGCGGAUUAUCAACGCCCUGGAUCUCCCGCGGAAUCUGCCAAACCUACGACACAAAAGCAAGGAUGUUACUCAGAACUUUGACAAUGUUUUCUGGUGCGGUGAUCUCAACUUUCGCUUGGGAGAGCCGCGGGAGAAGCUGCUGGAGUGGAUUCAGAACACCAAGUUCCCUCUGCCUUCGCAUCUGCCGCACGGCUACAUGCACACGGAUCAGUUGUCCUCCGUGCUGGCGGACGGAGCCGCUUUUCGGGGCUUCAUGGAGGCAAACAUCACAUUUCCACCCACGUACAAGUACGACCCGGGCAGCCAGAACUUUGACACCUCAUCCAAGCAGCGGGCGCCCGCCUAUACGGACCGGAUUCUCUACAAGUACCGCCAGAUGCAGGGCCUGGUGAUCCGGCGGCAAACCAUCGUUCCGGGCGUCUCCACGCCCACGCAGCCCUACGUGCAGUGCUUGUUGUAUGACUCCGUGCCGUCGAUAACCACCUCGGAUCACAAGCCAGUGUGGGCUCUGUUCCGGACGCUCAUUCGUGCGGGAACUGAUGCAAUUCCCCUGGCUGCGGGCCUCUUUAGCCGCGACAUUUACCUGGAGGGAAUGCGCCGGCGUCUGAAUAACCAAUACACUGGAGCAUCGGCUGUCUGCGUCCUGCAGUAAAUUAACCAAAGAAUCUAUCCCAGGAAUAACUUCCUUGUAGCGUCCUACCGUCCUGCAGUGGAACGCCUCGGGCCAUUUACUCGAAUCUCUAAGUGCUAGUCAAGCUUUCCUACGGUUGUGUGACGCCUUUGUAUGCCCCCGUUAGAAUGUUAGUGUAUCUUAGUGCGCUCUAGGAUAUCGGGCGCUUCGUGAUGCUGCGGUAGUCCUAGGCGCCUCUGCCUUUCGCCUCGAGGCCUUUGUCGUAAUACGUUCCUUGUGAGAUUAUUGAAUGCAACAUACUCGAGCAACAAAUCUGUACCUCUACUCUAAAGCACAAGCCUAGUCCGUAGUUAAGCUAAAUCUGUUAAAGCUAAAGUUAGUCAAAUAUUGAGCUAUUGAACUCUGAAAUCGAAAUGAAUUACUUUGAAUGCGUAAGCUAGCAUAAAUAUACAUACUUACAUGAAUCCGGAGCGACUACUGUUGAUUCUCUACCACUAGCUUUACUUAUUAUUUUAUUAUUUAGUUCGUAAUCGAGUUAUUGUUGAAUUGUCACUAGUGAAGUUGAUUAUUUUUAUAUUUUAAAAUGCCAAAUGAAGUUUUUAAUUUGUUUUAAGCACUCCACACGUUUCUGUUUCCUUUAUUAAACGAUUUUACUGUUGA
Molecule: messenger RNA, 3652 nt
Organism: Drosophila ananassae
Lineage: Eukaryota; Metazoa; Arthropoda; Insecta; Diptera; Drosophilidae
Gene: INPP5E
Product: inositol polyphosphate 5-phosphatase E
Exons: 3
Coding region: 773-3013 (746 amino acids)
Biological process (GO): phosphatidylinositol dephosphorylation
Molecular function (GO): phosphatase activity
Source: RefSeq, a predicted model, not a curated record